AAACUUUUUUCCCUCAGGCAGAGAAUGACUGGUGGUCAGAGGAAGCUGUCCGUGUUGGCGGUGUUCCUGAUAGUGCAGGUGACCACGUCGCUAUCCAAACCCUCGGCAACACACGGAGGCAAACUCAAGUCGGUGCUCAGCGAUUUGGAAAGCAAGUCGACAGCUGAUGAGGUGUUCUACAACAACAUCAACCCGACAGACCAGCCCCAGGAAGAGCAGGCAGUCGAGCAGCAGGCAGAGUUGUGUCCACCUGUGCCCGCAGUACUUCCGGAAGGUUCGUGCGACUUGCCGACAUGCAGCUCCGAUCGCAUGUGUGGCGCAGACGGAGAUCGCCGGAAGUGCUGCUACAACGGAUGUAUCUACACCUGUCUUCCAGAACUGAGGCCGCCGCCAUUUUUUGACUGGAUUCUUGAACCCCGCAGGCGACUCAGAUCAGGACUCUCAUGGCUGAUCACCGGCCCAGACCGAGCUAACGAGGAGGAGUCGUGCAGCACCUCCCUCAUGACUGACGACGCUGACCCCCUGCUUUGUCCCGAGGGCUUCUUCUGCAGCAUCUUCGACCGCGGUGAACCCGACAAUGGCAUCCCGAACCAAGGCGUGUGCGUCAAAGUCACAGCUGACGAUGAUGGAAAAGAACAGAUGCAAGCAGAUCUUCCCAUGGCUGAUGGCGCCCUGCACGAGAUGACACCCGGCGUCGUGCAUGACAACGCCUGCGACAUCGCAAAAGGUUGGAUCCUGAUUGAGGGUCAUUCUGCGGUCGUGGAGGGCCAAAACUGUUUGUGCAAAAACCGGAAACUGAUCUGCAAGGAGGAAAAAGCAAGUGAUGUGUGAUGCUGGGAGUGACUCGGUUGUGUUUCCUUGAAUAAGCAGCCCCAGCCUCCCAGUGCCGCCAUGACACUCAUUGUACAUAGGUCCAGGGGCCGGUGCUACCAGCUUGAUGAGAAAUACGAAUCGAGAAAGAUUCACUGAGUUGUGAGUGGAUGUUGGGAUGCACACGGGUUGGGGGAAGGGGGAUGGUUAUAUACAUACAACAUACAAUAGCCCUGCUUCGGAAGAAUGGAUAGUGGCAAAAGGUAAAGUGCUAGAGUCAGCUGAUGUUAUUUGCUGGAGAUCACAAGGUGGCACAGACCGACACAUGACUAGAAUGGGACAUUAGUGUAAAGGUUGACACAACUUAUCAAUUCAAUACACCAGCAAACACAUGUGGUGACAUGGCGUGGGACCUCAUUUUGUUUUAAAUGUUGCGCAAGACAAGGAUAUUAUUAAAAUGAUUAAAAACAUAA
This is a messenger RNA of Pomacea canaliculata, 1283 nucleotides long. RefSeq lists its product as uncharacterized. Gene Ontology annotation, cellular component: extracellular region. Gene Ontology annotation, biological process: regulation of cell growth. The record is from RefSeq and is a predicted model, not a curated record. The transcript is spliced from 8 exons. Gene Ontology annotation, molecular function: peptidase inhibitor activity. The coding region runs from base 25 to 831 and encodes 268 amino acids. NCBI's taxonomy places the organism in Eukaryota, Metazoa, Mollusca, Gastropoda, Architaenioglossa, Ampullariidae.